Messenger RNA from Taeniopygia guttata (zebra finch), 2073 nucleotides. RefSeq names its product tripartite motif containing 59 (gene TRIM59). The record is from RefSeq and is a predicted model, not a curated record. Gene Ontology annotation, biological process: protein monoubiquitination. NCBI's taxonomy places the organism in Eukaryota, Metazoa, Chordata, Aves, Passeriformes, Estrildidae. Gene Ontology annotation, molecular function: zinc ion binding; ubiquitin protein ligase activity.
CUCGGCUCCGCCCGUUCCUGCCCCGCUCCCGCCAUUGCCUUUGAGGGCCGCGGCCGUUACCGAGCGGGGCGGCGAGAGCGGCUCCAUCGCCGGGCCGCGGAGCCCGGAGUGGCUCCAUAUCCGAGCAGCGGAGCCCGGAGCGCCUCCAUCUCCAAGUAGCGGAGCUCGGAGUGGCUCCAUAUCCGGGCAGCGGAGCUCAGAGCGCCUCCAUCGCCGGGCCGCGGAGCCCGGAGCGGCUCCAUCGCCGAGUAGUGGAGCCCGGAGUGGCUCCAUCGCCGAGUAGUGGAGCCCGGAGUGGCUCCAUCGCCGAGCAGCGGAGCCCGGAGUGGCUCCAUAUCCGGGCAGCGGAGCUCAGAGCGGCUCCAUCGCCCGGCGGAGCUCCCCGGGAGGGCCCAGGCGGUGCUGCCCCGCAGCCUGAGGGCCCGGCCCGGUGAGCGCCGCGUGGUUCCGGGUCUCGUUUCUCGUAUUUCAGCUCGUUGCUGUCGCUGUGACUGAGCCGCAGGUUCCCGGUGUGGAUCCCGUUCCCGGCCACUCGUGCAGGGGACAGCCGGAGCUGUGUGUGCUCCUCGCUCCGGCUCCAGUGCCCGCGGCUGGGCGGUAAAGAACAGGCCAUGGAGCGGCUGGAGGAGGAGCUGACGUGUCCCAUCUGCUGCGACACCUUCUCGGAGCCGCAGGUGCUGCCGUGCUCGCACACCUUCUGCGGGCCGUGCCUGCGCGGGCUGCUGCGGCCGGGCGCGGGUCUCAGCUGCCCCAGCUGCCGGGCCCCGCUGCCCGUGCCCGCCGCCAUCGAGGCGCUGCCCAUCAACUUCGCCCUCAAGGCCGUGAUCGAGAAGUGCCAGCAGGAGGAGCGGGUUGGGACUGGCACCGGCACCGGGACGUGCAGGGCGCACCCGCAGCAGCCGCUCAACAUUUACUGCCUGCAGGACCGGCGGUUGGUGUGCGGCCAGUGCGUCACCGUCGGCAAACACCGCGGGCACAGCAUCGACGACCUCCAGAGCGCCUACAGGAAAGCCAGGGAGGCUUCGGGGCAGCUCCUGGGGCAGCUGGCGGAUCCGGCCUGCUCCAAGGUGUUCUUGUGCUCCGAGAAGCUGCUGCAGCAGAAGGACCAGUGCCAGAGCGCCCUGCAGAGUGACAGGGAAGCUGUGCUCAAGUAUUUUCAGGAACUUGGCGAUAUCUUGGAGCUCAAAAAAACAGCUCUGCUGAGUGCGCUGAAUGAACUCGACAGCCACAUUUUGGAGAAAUACGAUCCCCUCAUUGAGGAGGUGGAAAAGCUGAAGUUGGAAGAGAUAGAGCUAAAGGAGCUGCACUGCGAUCUUCUGAUGGAAGAGUCCCCACUGCUUUUCCUGGAGAAGAUGAACGAGCUGCAGCUGCGGCUCCACGCCCUCAGGCUGAGGCAACUCCCAGAGCCUGAACCUGUGGAGAUCCAUCCUAGGAUGCAGACGGUGCUGCAGUACAUGUGGUCUGCAACUGCAUUAGGGCAGGUGCACAGGAUCCCCACGCCAAAGCUCACCCUGGCUCACGAAAGCCGUGGAAAUCUAACAGCAUUAUCUGCUCUUCCUCCUCUUAUACUGAUGCUGACUUCACUUCUGUUGUUAUCCCUCAAGGACCCAAAUGGUUUUCUGCUGCUGCUGAUUUCAUUUGUGUUAUGGCACCAGGUAAUCUCACCUGGCACCAUCCCAGCUCCUCUGGUGCAACUCCGGGAAUUCCUGCUGCGCAUUUAUCAGCGUUUCUGCACCUACCUGCAGGCCCCAGUGCAGGAGCUGACUUACUAGAUUGAAAACCUCAUGCAGCAAUCCAGCAUUAUUUCAGUUUCUACUUAAAAGUUGUAUUGUUAAAGCUCUACACUUGUUCUAUUUCUGUAUCCUCCCUUUUCUGUAUUGCAUGGAUUUCCUCUGAACUACAGUUCUGAUCCACUUCAGGUGAGGAGAGGCGAGUUUUGCCUUGACCCACAGCUGCAGAAUUUCUGUCCUUAACGCCCUGGAAUUCUCUGCCAAAGAUCAGGUGCACUGCUGAGCUUCUCCUGUAACUCUUGGCACUUUUGCAUUAUGUAGUAAAUUACACUGAUUCCUUAAA